Molecule: messenger RNA, 1055 nt
Organism: Meloidogyne enterolobii
Lineage: Eukaryota; Metazoa; Nematoda; Chromadorea; Rhabditida; Meloidogynidae
Source: the annotation of a GenBank genome assembly
AGAUGUCUGAUCUAACUAAUUCAAGUCAAAAACACCCAAAACUUUCUUCUCUUGCCCUAAGAAAAAUUAUAUUAACAAUGGUUACUGCCAAACUACGUUGGAGACGAAUUGAAGAAUUUAGAGAAGAAUGCCGAGAAUAUAUAAUUAAAUGGAACAAAAUAAAUGAAGUAAUCCGUUUACAAAUAUUGGAUGCUUUGGAUGAAGCAAUAUUUGAAUUGAAAAGAUGGACUGAAAAACACACACAAAUAUUUCCUGAAGAAGAAAAUCUUGCCAUACGAAAAGCAGCUUUACGUCAAAAAGCUCAAAGCUUAGACUGUUCCAAAACUAAUACAUCUUUAUAUAAACCGCAAAGGAGAGCAAUGAGAAUUUUAGAAAAAUCGGAAUAUUUACGGAUAUUUUAUGAUUGCCUAAUUUGGGAGAAGACAAUGAUUAAAAUUAAUGAUUUUGCGACAGCCAAAAAUAUAGUGGAAAGUCAGUGCAAAAAUUGGUCACAAUUAAAAUUUCAAUUUGCCUGUUGCUAUGCUAUGGAAGAAUUAUUGGAGGAUGAGAGAAUUUUUGAUAAGAAUAGAAGGAGGGCGUUUAAAAAGAAAUUAGACAACCAUCCAAUCUACCAUUUCUGGCUUAGAGUACUUGCUGACCGUCAGGAAUGGACUAAACUAUACCGAUCAGAUCGACUAAUUGUUGAUCAAAGAUUAAUGCUUGCUUUUAAAUUUGCAAUUAAUAAUGGAUUUCUUGAAUUAGUUAAAAGAUUAUGGGAUGGAUUGAGCGAAGGACAAAUGGAAGCUAUUGGCUUUUUAUGUUGGAAAAAAGUUUGUUUUAAUUUACAACAUCCAGAAAUGGUUCGAUUUCUCUGCACAGUGCUUUGUCGGAUAAAUAAAAGGGGAAUGGCACAAAUGAGUUGGAAUAAUUUUUAUCACAAGACAUAUCAAACAUUAGAUGUUGAAGGACUUAGCCGUGAUGAAAGAUUAGAACGAUUUAAGAAACUUGAAUGUUUAUUAGAAAAUUGGUGCGAUCCUUUAAGAAAAAUAAUUCUUUCAAGAGAAAAUUUUAGGUAA